UAAGGGACAAGCUUGAAAUAAAUAUGUGCUACUACCGAAAAAAUACAUUAAAUUCAUCAAUCAAUUCAGAAAACUAUCACCUCCUAAUUGUUGCAUAAUGGGUGAAGAAGCAAAAAGGUAUGCUGUUGUGACAGGAGCAAAUAAGGGAAUUGGUUAUGGAAUAUGUAAGAAAUUGGUUUUAAGUGGUGUUGUGGUUGUGUUAACAGCAAGAAAUGAAGAGAGGGGUUUGGAAGCUGUAGAAAGGCUCAAAAAAGAGAUAGGUCUUUAUGAUCUUGUGGUUUUUCAUCAGCUUGAUGUGGAUGAUUCUACCAGUGUUGCAACCUUAGCUUUUUUCAUUGAAACCAUGUUUGGGAAACUUGAUAUCUUGGUGAAUAAUGCUGCUGUAAGUGGAGGGAAAAUAUUAAAUGGUGAUGCUCUACUUAGAAAGAGAAAUGGAGCAGAAAUUGAUUGGAAAGAAGUAGGUUAUGAAAACUAUGAGCUAGCAGAAAAUUGUUUGAAAACAAACUUCUAUGGAGUAGAAAGAGUAACAGAAGCUCUUCUUCCUCUUCUCCACCUAUCCACUUCUCCAACCAUUGUCAACAUUUCUUCUAGAGCAGGACUCUUAAAGAAUAUAUCAAAUGAGUAUGCUAGAAAAGUGUUUAGUGACAUUGAAAACUUAACAAAGGAAAAAAUAGAUGAGGUGCUUAAGGAGUUUGAGAAAGAUUACAAAGAUGGGUUAUUAGAGAUCAAAGGAUGGCCAACUUUUGCUUCUGCUUAUACAAUGUCAAAAGCAGCUUUAAAUGCAUACACAAGGAUAAUGGCCAAGAAAUAUCCUCAUUUUCAGAUAAACUGUGUUUGUCCUGGCUUUGUCAAGACUGAUAUGAAUAAGAAUACUGGAAACUUAAGCAUUGAUGAAGGUGUUGAAACUCCUAUAAUGUUGGCACUUUUGCCAAAUUGUGGUGUUUCUGGUUGUUUCUUUAAUAAGGGUGAAGUGAUAAGCUUUUGAUUAUCCAAAUAGUGAUCUUCUUUUUUAGAAAUGAAGUUGUGUACCGUUUUGAUCAAAAGUAUGUGUUAUGUAUUAAAGAGAAUGAAUAAUGGACCAUAUGUAAGAAAAUCAAA
Molecule: messenger RNA, 1098 nt
Organism: Lathyrus oleraceus (garden pea)
Lineage: Eukaryota; Viridiplantae; Streptophyta; Magnoliopsida; Fabales; Fabaceae
Product: (+)-neomenthol dehydrogenase
Exons: 5
Coding region: 98-985 (295 amino acids)
Cellular component (GO): membrane
Molecular function (GO): oxidoreductase activity
Source: RefSeq, a predicted model, not a curated record